Messenger RNA from Metarhizium brunneum ARSEF 3297, 516 nucleotides. RefSeq lists its product as uncharacterized. Lineage: Eukaryota; Fungi; Ascomycota; Sordariomycetes; Hypocreales; Clavicipitaceae. The record is from RefSeq and is a predicted model, not a curated record.
AUGCCGGAUGCACAUACACACGCGACGAGCUCGUCCCGGCACGGCUCUUCGCCUCAUGGUCGGCCGCAGCACGCGGGGGUGAGCGGAGGGCCCGCGGGCCAUGAUGUUAUUUUGGAGAGCCUGGCGGCCCAACAUCGGAGUCUCAGGCGGAUGGACAGUGUUAGGCACGGCGUCGUGUUCCAGAUGAUGCCGCGGGGGUUUCGGCAGCGGUACAACAACGAGCUGCGCAGACGGGGGGAUCAGCUCGCGCACCAGUAUGGCCAGCGCCAGGACGAGCUGGCGCAGGAGCAGGCGUUGGCCCAGGGUCCCUUUGCGCCGGGCGAAGUGUACGAGUACAUUCACCACUCGCGGUGGGCUGCGGUCGCCGAGAAUGAGCAGUUGACCGACGUCAAGUGGUCGGAGUGGGCGCAGGGCUUGCUGGAAGAAGAGAGCCAGGACCCGGAGCAGGCGGGCAAAUCUGACAAGAAGAAGAAGAGAGGAAAGAAGAAGAAGAAGAAGCACAGCGGCCGAGGCUAA